AUGGAACAUUCAUCUCCAUUGGCUGCUAUGCAGCCUCCAUCCAUGAUGUUUGGUCACUGUUUCCGGGCUGAUGCCCCCACGUCAUACCCGUCCUUGUCGGGAUUCAACCAGAAUAGCUUCAACUUCAAGGAUCUGUCUAUGAAGAAAUCUGGCCCCGAUUACUUCAAUAUGAACCCCCUCCACGGCUCGUCGCCCGCAGCUAGUCUGGCAGCCGACCUGUCGCAAAACUUCCACAUUGACCAGAGCCCGCAGUUGGCCACACCCCGGCGGUCUUUGUUCUCGUCCAACAUCUUGGGCCAAGCGAAUUCUUAUGUGCACUCCCCUUCACCUUUGGCGAGUCCGAUCUACUCGCCUUCCUACUCCUCAGCCCCCAGCCCGCUAGAGGCCUCUCCCAUGGAGGCUCCCGCCGAACGUCGCCGACCUCACUUUCUCCGCCCCAGUUUGGCGAAGAGCAAAGCUCAGUCCUUCCAGCUCGGUAUGACCCGUCCCACGCAGGAGAGCAAAGCACCACCAUUCCGCUUCAACUCUGCGAAGACCUCCUUGAGCACCUCGACUUCCCUGGAGGACAUGUUCGGUGACUCUCCCCCUCAAGAGAGAUCUAUCUCUCGUAACUCCUCGUCCAGCAGUCUGGCCCCGCCUCGUCUGCGGCCGCCUUUCUCUCACGCCCGUAGCACUGGGUCGCCUGCCAAUUCCAUCCGCAAGCCCGCUCACCCCUUGAUGCGCCCACGCAAGCAGUGCCGCCGCUCUUUGAGUAUGUUCGAACAUCCCGCCGACGUUAUCGCGAAACAAGAGGCCAAGGUAACAACAAAUGCACCCCCACCGUCCAUCAGUGACAUCCAAAGUUCGCCCAGCCUCCAGCUGCCUCACUUUGUCCCCGAGGACAAGGCGGACUCAUUGCCUCGCAUCAACCAGACCACCCUCCUGGAGGUUCUGGAUGGGAAGUUUAACGAUUGUUUCGACAAUGUGAUUAUUGUCGACUGUCGGUUCGAAUACGAAUAUGAGGGCGGCCACAUUGACGGCGCCAUCAACUACAAUGACAAAGACGCGCUGGCGGGGGAUCUCUUCAACGGUCCCAAAGCUCGCACUGCUCUAAUCCUACACUGUGAAUACUCUGCGCAUCGUGCGCCCAUUAUGGCCAAGUACAUUCGUCACCAAGACCGCGCGGUCAAUGUCGAUACUUAUCCCAAUCUUACAUACCCAGACAUGUACAUUCUGGAUGGCGGAUACAGCUCGUUCUUCGCUGCGCACCGGUCGUUCUGUUACCCGCAAAACUACGUCGAGAUGAAUGACAAAGAGCACCAGUUCGCCUGUGAGCGCGGACUUGGUAAGGUCAAGCAACGUUCCAAGCUGAACCGUGCCCAGACUUUCGCCUUUGGUCAACACUCGCCUCAAAUGGAGGAUAGCCCGACUGGCCGAUGCCGCAAUGAUCGCGCAGAUCGGCUCCUCUCCUCCCCCUUCGCCGAAAGCCCCGUGCCUCAUCGCACCCCCGGCCGCCGUAUGCUCUCUUACUGA
This is a messenger RNA of Penicillium manginii, 1512 nucleotides long. RefSeq names its product putative tyrosine protein phosphatase MIH1 (gene nimT). Gene Ontology annotation, biological process: protein dephosphorylation; positive regulation of G2/MI transition of meiotic cell cycle; positive regulation of G2/M transition of mitotic cell cycle. NCBI's taxonomy places the organism in Eukaryota, Fungi, Ascomycota, Eurotiomycetes, Eurotiales, Aspergillaceae. The transcript has 4 exons. Gene Ontology annotation, cellular component: cytoplasm; nucleus. Gene Ontology annotation, molecular function: protein tyrosine phosphatase activity. The record is from RefSeq and is a predicted model, not a curated record. The coding region runs from base 1 to 1512 and encodes 503 amino acids.